Molecule: messenger RNA, 1526 nt
Organism: Ichthyophthirius multifiliis
Lineage: Eukaryota; Ciliophora; Oligohymenophorea; Hymenostomatida
Exons: 1
Biological process (GO): L-methionine cycle
Cellular component (GO): cytosol
Molecular function (GO): adenosylhomocysteinase activity
Source: RefSeq, a predicted model, not a curated record
AAAUAAAAAAAAAAUAUAUAAAAAAAAAAAAUGGAAAUAAACGGAAGUAAAAUCAAAGAUAUUUCUUUACACGAAUUUGGAAGAAAAGAAAUCGAAAUCGCCGAAGUUGAAAUGCCCGGUUUAAUGGCUUGCCGUACCGAAUUUGGUCCUUAAUAGCCUUUGAAAGGAGCUCGUAUUUCAGGUUCUCUCCAUAUGACAAUCCAAACCGCAGUUUUAAUCGAAACUUUAUAAAAAUUAGGUGCCGAAGUGAGAUGGUGUUCAUGCAAUAUAUACUCUACUUAAGACCACGCUGCCGCUGCUAUUGCUAAAGUCGGAUCUGCUAAAGUAUUUGCCUGGAAGGGUGAAUCUUUAUAAGAAUAUUGGUAAUUAACUUUCAACACAUUGAAUUUCCCUGAUGGAUUAGGUCCUAAUAUAUUAGUAGAUGAUGGUGGAGAUGCCACAAUGAUGAUCUUGUAAGGUGCAAAAUGGGAGAAGAUAUACGAAGAAAGUAAAUAAUUACCAGACCCUGCUCGUUACGAGACUGAAGACGAGUAAUGUUUAUUCGAAGUAUUAAGAAAAACAAUCCCCGAAGAUCCUACUAGAUGGAGACGUUACUUAAAGGACUUCUAUGGAGUUUCUGAAGAAACUACAACCGGUGUUCACCGUCUUUAUUAAAUUGCAAAAAAAGGAGAACUCCCCUUCCCUGCCAUAAACGUAAAUGAUUCCGUCACAAAAUCGAAAUUCGACAACGUAUAUGGAUGCAGACACUCUUUACCAGAUGGUAUUUUCAGAGCUACUGAUGUCAUGAUUGCAGGAAAAAAAGUCGUCAUAUGUGGAUAUGGAGAUGUCGGUAAAGGAUCCGCAGAAGCCAUGGUUGGAUGUGGAGCUAGAGUUUAUGUGACUGAAAUUGAUCCUAUUUGUGCACUUUAGGCUUGUAUGAAAGGUCUUUAAGUUGUUAAAUUAGAAUCAAUUUUGAAAGAUGCAGAUAUCUUUAUUACUGCUACUGGAAAUAAGGGAAUUAUUAUGGCUGAGCAUAUGGCUUAAAUGAAAAAUAAUGCCAUUGUAGGAAAUAUUGGACAUUUUGAUAAUGAAAUAGAUUAUAAUGGAUUAAUUAAUUGGCCUGGAAUUAAAAAAAUUGAAAUUAAAUCUUAGGUUGAUAGAUUUGUUUUCCCUGAUGGACAUGGAGUUAUAGUUCUUGCAUAAGGAAGAUUACUUAAUUUAGGUUGCGCUACUGGACAUCCUUCUUUUGUUAUGUCUACCUCUUUCACUAAUUAAGUUUUGGCUUAAAUCGAAUUAUGGACUAAUAAAAAUAUUGGUAAAUAUGUUAAUGAUGUAUAUAAAUUACCUAAAGAAUUAGACGAAAAAGUUGCUAAAUUACAUUUAGGAGCUCUUGGGGCUGAACUUACUGUUCUUACUAAAGAAUAGGCUAGCUAUAUUAAUAUUGAUGUUAAUGGCCCUUAUAAAAAUAAUGAUUAUAAAUAUUGAUUAAAAAAUUUAUUUUUUAUUUGCUUAAUUUUAUCUUUAUAAAUAAUUUUUUAAUUAAGAUA